AUGGUUACUAAACAUAUAAGCCGUGUCCAUACGGUGCCGUCAAGACCGCAAAACUCCAAUUGGUACCGGAUUCCUUUGGUCGCUGCUACCGUUUGCACUGUGUUCUCCGGUUUCUAUUCACUCCGUGUACUUGACUGUCCUUUUGCUGGUUCCUCGGAAGCACAGCUGUCCACGAAAUGGCCAGCUCCAUCUAUUAUUGCGUCAAAAUCGUCACCAAGCCAAGCGACAGUAACAUCUGAUGAUAACGGCUGCCGACCGCUAGCCAAUGGUGGUCCAGUAAGUCUGGUCUGGGCGUAUGACGAUCCACCCACGUUGGAGGCCAUGAAAAGAACCAUGGAAGGACUUGCGUCUGCCUUGCCGGGAAUUCAAGUAGCUGUAUACUGUGGCUCAAGUUUAUGUGUAACUGUCGCACACAAGGCCGUCCCUAAACGCUCCUGCAUCUGGAUCCAGCAUAUGGUCGCACCGAGGUUGGCGCAAGAUUCUCCACUGGAGGACUGGGUUGGAGAUCAUGUUUUGGCGAAGCUCUUAUCAGCGAAUCAUUUCGAACAAACUCUUCAAGUUGUUAUGCAACUUGUUGUUAUCUGGAAGUAUGGUGGUAUGGUACUCUUACCGGGGUCCGACGUGUUGAAUGCCAGUGAUCUUGGAUCAUUGGGUCAAGACGAUGCCGUGCUCUUGACGGCUGAUGAUCAAAUGCUAGUGAAGCCGGGCUCUGGCGGUGGUCUCUAUGCUGUAGCGGCCCCCCCUACAAAUAAAGUCAUUGAAGCUCUCAUGGAUGAGAUGCUACAUGUUUAUCAGUGGCCAAAAUACGUCGCGUCCAAUUGGCCAGUAAACAUACAGUGGGAUGUCCUAUGCGCCAGAAUGACGAUCUGUCUUGAUGCUCAGCUAUCUCUUUUAAAUAUGGGAAUAACAACAGAAACAGAGUCCGUUAUGGAGCGUCGCCCUGGAAGACAUUUUGGGACACUCAGCUAUCAGGCGAGGCGGCACUCCUUGAAGGUUGUAGGUGAUCACAACAUGAAUAAAGGUGAUGAAAUGCAGGGGCUAGCAGGCCUGCAGUUUCGUGGGAUCCCCGGGUACCUUGUAGAAAGAGACAGACUUGACGUAGUGAGUGUAAUUGCCUCCAAAAACUUUUCUGCCACAGGUGAAGUGACUGUUCACUCCCCAUCUCAAUCAGCGUUGACGCCAACAACAGUGUUCCUCAAUGCCUGGUGGGGGGAUGGGAAUUGGAUCUGGCCUCCGCCUGGAAAACUGGAGCCUGUCUUUGUUUCAAUGCAUCUUAACAACAACAAAAUCAAACAGGACGUCAACAAAUCAAAGGCAUACUUAAACCAACACUGGCCUAUUGGGGCUCGUGACACGGAAUCACAAAGGUUCUUGAAGUCAAUUGGUGUCCACUCUGUCUUUUCAGGGUGCAUGACAAUGACUCUCCUACCAACCUGGAGUAAAUGGCGUGCUUCGAAGGAGCAGAACAAUGAGGUUUUAAUUGUCGACGUCAACAAAAAUGGUCUCCAGCUGUUACCGGACCACAUCACGUUGGGCGCUGUGAAGCUUUCGGCAAACCUUGUGAACAAAAGUGUUAUAGAUGACCAGGUGGCAAGAUACUUUUUAGCUAACGAAAUGAAGCUUCGCUUGCAAAAGGCCAAGCUGGUUAUCACUCAGCGUCUCCACAUUGCGUUACCGGCUGCCUCCAUGGGGACGCCCGUGAUUCUGAUCAUGGAUCACAAUAUGCCCGGAGGUGGAGGUGUCGAUGGGGCGCGUUUUAGCGGUCUACAGGAUGCCGUACACACUGUAAACACUGUCAAUGGGUCAGAAGCUCUUGCUUCCUUCAAUUGGGAUCAGCCGCCACCUAACCCCAACCCAGCAUUUCUUGAGGUCAAGCGAAAUGCGCUUCAAGUGUUAACAAUGUGUCAUGGGGAACUAACUGAUUCUGCAAGAAAGUUUGGUGUUAUUCCAACAUCAUGGGAGUACCCUCCUGAAGCGGAUGUGUGUAGAGCAACCAAGGAAGACCAUUAUGACAAUGAUGCCAUUCACAUUGCAACCGCAAUCAAUCCGAUGUGGCUACACUCCAAGCCAAUUCUCUCCAGCUGGAUUCAUGCACUGUACAAGUCCAACCCAAGAGAACAAUUUGUGUUCUAUUUCCUUGCGGAUAAUAUGAAUGCCAAGCAGCGGUGCAUUGUCCGGUGGAUGGUGCUUCGAUGGUUCCCCAACGCAAAGGUGUACACAAUACCGCUGGACCAAGCACAUGUGGGCAUUCCAAAGAUGUUUCGAGAACAUGCUGCCAAGCUUCUUUUGCCACGGGUUCUUCCGUGUGUGGGAAAAGCUCUUUGGAUUGAUAGUGAUGCCAUUAUCCUAAAGUCACUUAGGCCAAUGUGGUCUACCUCAAAGGUCAUCCCAAAUUGUGGUAUUGUCGCCAGGAACUCUGCGAAAAAAACGUCAAUUGGUGCUUUGAUGACAGCUCUGAAUGCUACAACCCCCUCACAAUUACUGAAGAAAGACAGUUUAGACAUACCGAUUUUUGACACUGCGGUGAUGGUUCUAGACCUUGGAAAAUUGCGCAGAAGUCGCUUUAUAGAAACGGUAGCUUCGUACUGGUCAUUUACGCUUGGUGGAGAUGUCCAAAUUUCCAUGAACAUGCAAUGUAAUGGAACUCAUGGAAAACUUGACUCGGCUUGGAACAUGUUCUUGGACGAUUCAGAAGAUUCCGUGUUCACAAUCAAUGAUAUUAGCGAGUGGCGUAUUGUUCAUUUUCAAGGUCAACAAAAGCCAUGGGUUGAUAAGACUAACUCACUUCAACGCAAGAUUUGGUCAAAGCAUGCCCUGUCUUUGUUUGAUGCACUGUAUGGGCCAGUCCCGACAAGGAAACUCAAUGUCAAUACCUAAAUUAUGAAAAGUAUCUUAAAGAUU
Molecule: messenger RNA, 2901 nt
Organism: Phaeodactylum tricornutum CCAP 1055/1
Lineage: Eukaryota; Bacillariophyta; Bacillariophyceae; Surirellales; Neidiaceae
Exons: 1
Coding region: 1-2877 (958 amino acids)
Cellular component (GO): Golgi apparatus
Molecular function (GO): glycosyltransferase activity
Source: RefSeq, a predicted model, not a curated record